Molecule: messenger RNA, 846 nt
Organism: Gongylonema pulchrum
Lineage: Eukaryota; Metazoa; Nematoda; Chromadorea; Rhabditida; Gongylonematidae
Source: the annotation of a GenBank genome assembly
AUGACGGAAGCAAGUUCUGAAAGCAGUGAUUCGGCAACAGUGAAGCAAGCAAGCUCGGCAACAGCAGUUAGCCAUGAGCCUGGAGGCCCAACAAAUUGGGCUGCUUUUGAUGAGUCACAACCUCCAGAGCUACCGCCUUCCGAAUCAGGCUUCUUCACCAAAGUUUCUGCUGCUGCUACGGAAGCACUGAGUGCGGAUGCAUUCGGUGACCAGAUCGCUCCAUCAAGCAAGUUAGAUGCAUUCACUCCGAUCAGCGAAAAUCUGAUAAGUGAGAGUUACGAUCCGUUCGAUGUUCGCCCAGCAGAUGACCUCGUUGAAGCGGCAAAAACACGUGCGGCUGCAGUAAUAGCUGCGGAAGAAACCCAGGAUGAUUUGAGCUUCUUUAGCGCCAAAGUGGACGAAAGGAAAAGUGAUGUUAGCACACCAACUCAAGAAGGUGGAAGUCCGGCCAGUUCUCGACCGCCUGGGUUUGAAGAUGAGUUCCGUGCUGAUGCUGAUGCGUUAAGUACACCAAGUCCACUAUACGACGAAGACGACAGCGAGCCACUCACCGAUUUUCCGGAGAAAUUCACUGGCGAUGGCUGGGAAAUGAUGGUCCGGUAUCCGAUUAAGAAAAAAAUUAUGGGCGACCGCUACUGGAAGCCAUGCUAUGUUCGGCUACGCGAGAAUACACUGUUGUUAUUCAAUUCGAAAACCGAACAAAAGCCAUUCAUGGAAAUUUUACUGCAGGCAACCUACUCUCUAUCCGAUCCCACUUUGCAAGCUUAUGAUGUGUAUGGUAAAAUUCACACUGUAAAACUUCAGUAUGUUAUAUACAAGGAGCGAGUUGGAAUUCGACCGGGUUAG